GCAAAACAUGCGAUCAAUGGCUCACAAGUUCACAAGGUACUCAUAAGGGCCAGGAGCAGGGCGAAAUGAUUGUGUUUCAUUUGUGUAACACUAAAACCUUAGAGGCAAGGACAGUUAAUAGCUUCAAAGCAGCUGAAGAUCAUUAAGUUUGGUGGAACGCAAACGAUAAUGUUGGCAACAGUGAUCAAGCUUCCAAACCACGUAUCAUAAGUAACUCACUAACCUAAAACUUAUGAAAUUGUAUUUGUGUGUUUCUACCAGUACUAAACAAGAGGAAAUACAUUAGAGUUGUUGGUAGUGCGUAAUAAUUGUUUUAUUUGUGAUUUGUGGGAAUACUGUUUUAACACUGAAGUUCAGAGAAGAGUAGAUAUGGAAGGCAGUGAAGACGUCCCCAAGAAAACGUGUGGAAUUAUAAGUAACUCAUUUACAGACGACAUAAUUAAUUUGCAAGAAAAUGAUAAUGAAUUGUUCAGAAUAGACGUAACUGGUCGAGAAAGUAAGAAUGAUACAAAAUGUACCUCUGAUGAUGAUGAAAGCGAUUACGCAGCCGUUCGUCGCAAUUUGUUCAAAGUGGAUACAUUGGGUCAAGAAGGGGAUACCGAACACCUUGACACUGACUAUGAAAGUGACGACAACUGCGUAACAGACUUACCUCUGCCAAAGUUUCCAGUCGUGAUAAAAAGACAAGAGACAGAUAAAAAUUCCAGUUCUAGUUCCAGAAAGGAGGAUAUAGAAGAUUACAACAUAAAUGAAACAUACCUGGACAUUCAGUUAAUGCGCAAGAAAGGUACGGCGGUAAACGAGGAGGCACGGAAGUUCACUAAAGUUGAUGAAGUCUUGAGGAAGAGCGUCAUUACACCAGGCUUUGAGAAGCUGGAGUCAGUUCCAGCGUAUCAAGAAAGUGACAGAAUACUGCAGAAGAAAAGAAAGAAAGAACGAGAGCGCACUAAAGGAAGCAACUGGUUCAACAUGCCUGCCACAGAAAUGACUGAUGAACUGAAGAGUGAGUUAGAGGUUAUACGGAUGCGAUCAGUUCUUGAUCCAAAACGUUUCUACAAGAAGAAUGACCUCAAAGUGUUACCUAAAUAUUUCCAAGUUGGUAAAGUGCUUGACAGCCCUGCAGAUUUCUACCACAGCAGGGUGCCCAAGAAGGAAAGAAAGAAAACCAUAGUGGAUGAGCUUUUGGCAGAUUCACAGUUCAAGAAGUACAACAAAAGGAGAUACAAAGAGAUAAUUGAGGAGCGAAGGAAGACUCAUUACAAAGCUCACAUUCAUGCCAAGAGACUGAAACGCAAGAAGUGACCGGAGGUCACUGUAUAUAUUGUCAAGUCCCUUUGCACUGAUAUAAUAAAAUAAAUUUAUAGAAAAAUA
Molecule: messenger RNA, 1371 nt
Organism: Cryptotermes secundus
Lineage: Eukaryota; Metazoa; Arthropoda; Insecta; Blattodea; Kalotermitidae
Product: deoxynucleotidyltransferase terminal-interacting protein 2
Exons: 5
Coding region: 370-1302 (310 amino acids)
Biological process (GO): RNA processing
Cellular component (GO): nucleolus
Molecular function (GO): RNA binding
Source: RefSeq, a predicted model, not a curated record